Messenger RNA from Dacryopinax primogenitus, 330 nucleotides. Its product is annotated as cytochrome P450. Gene Ontology annotation, molecular function: oxidoreductase activity, acting on paired donors, with incorporation or reduction of molecular oxygen; monooxygenase activity; heme binding. The transcript is spliced from 2 exons. Bases 1 to 330 code for a protein of 109 amino acids. The record is from RefSeq and is a predicted model, not a curated record. Lineage: Eukaryota; Fungi; Basidiomycota; Dacrymycetes; Dacrymycetales; Dacrymycetaceae.
AUGCUGCGGAUAGACAGCUUUAUCAAGGAGUCAGCAAGAGUUUCUGGGAUUGGUAGCGUCACUAUGGGGAGGAAGAUCAUGCGUCCUGUUACAUUAUCGGACGGGACUCGGGCACCUAAGGGGGGGCCACAUAGCAAUCAACUUAUGGGGGUACACCUUUAUGAGAACCCGGAAAAGUUUGACCCAUGGAGAUUCUCAAGGGGAGUCGAGGCUGGAGAAUCUGCUGUAAAGCACGCCUUCACCACGGCAAGUUCCGAUUUCUUAUUCUGGGGCGGCGGGAGCCAUAUGUGUGCUGGAAGAUACUUUGCAUCCCAAGAACUCAAGGCAUGA